AUGGAUCCUGAAACACCAAAGGCUAUUUGGGAUAAACUCAAGGAAACUUAUGAGGGAGGCGACAGAGUCAAGAAAGCAAAGCUUUUAACUCUGAAAAGGGAGUUCAUGAUGUUGCAAAUGAAGGAUGAUGAGCUGAUUAAAGAUUAUUCAACCAGGCUUAUGGAUAUUGUAAAUCAAAUCAGACUUUAUGGUGAAAAGCUACCUGAUGAAAAGGUGGUUGAAAAGGUCAUGAUCAAUGUUCCUCAAAGAUUUGAAGCCAAAACUUCAACUAUUGAGGAAUCUUGUGACAUGACAAGUCUAACCAUUAGUGAACUUAUUAGCAACUCUGGAAAGAAAUUUGAGAGCUCAAAUAAAGGCAAAGCUAUUGAUUCUUCCACCAGUGGUCACAAUGAAAAGUUUCCAACAUGUCCUAUUUGUAAGAGGACAAAUCAUGCUGAAAAAGAUUAUCAUUUCAAGGACAAAGACAAGUCCAAAUUUCAGUGUACUUUUUGCAAGAAGGCUGGACACACUAAAAACUUUUGUUGGUCCAAGAAGAAGCAAGCUCAACAGCAAGUAAAUGCAAAUGAAGAGAACCAAGAGCAGGGUAAGCAUUUGUUUAUGGUUUCUCAUGAUGCUGAAUCAUUUCAUAACUCCAUUUGGCUUAUGGAUAAUGGGUGUACCAGUCAUAUGACAUCUGUGGCUGCAUACUUUAAUUCACUUGAUAAGUCUUUUAAGAGAAAUGUGAAGUUGGGAAAUGGUGCUAUGGUUCAGGUUCAAGGCAAAGAUCAAAGUCUUUUGAGUAUUCCUCAAAUGAUUAAAAAUGGUUUCGGUGUUCAAUUUAAGAGUGAUGUCUGCAACAUAUUUGAUGUUUGUGGUUCUAAGUUUUUUGCUCUAAAAAUGAAAAACAAUAGCUUUUAUUUGAAGCUUGAUGUUGAAUGUGUACAUGUAUGCAUUGCUAAAGCUGAUGUCACUUCUCUUUGGCAUAAAAGGAUAGGACAUUUUAAUCUUAGGACUUUGAAGUAUAUGCAAUCAAAUGGUUUCGUGACAGAUUUGCCUAAACUGAAUGUGUAUGAUGAUAAAUGUGAUAGUGUCAACUUGGAAAGUCACAUAGGCUAUCAAUUUCUCAUGAUGGUGUGA
Ricinus communis (castor bean) is the source of this 1116-nucleotide messenger RNA. RefSeq lists its product as uncharacterized. Bases 1 to 1116 code for a protein of 371 amino acids. NCBI's taxonomy places the organism in Eukaryota, Viridiplantae, Streptophyta, Magnoliopsida, Malpighiales, Euphorbiaceae. The record is from RefSeq and is a predicted model, not a curated record. The transcript has 3 exons.